CAAUAUCCUCGCCAGACAACAAAGACACUUUACGUCAUAUUCAUGCGCAAGUGUUUCGUCAAGUUUGGAGUCGGGAGAAAACAGACUGUAGAGACGGAUACACUGAAAGGUUUGCCAUGGUGGUCUUCCCUAGCUCUCUGACAGAGGAAGAGGAGUCGUUGCAGAAAAAAUAUGCCAAACUCAAAAAGAAGAAAAAAGCCCUAAUGGCUUUGAAAAAGCAGAGUUCAACAAGCCAGACGAAUCAGAGUGGUUUAAAACGGACCCUGUCAGACCAGCCUGUAGUCGACACAGCGACAGCUACGGAGCAGGCUAAAAUGUUGAUCAAGUCCGGAGCCAUAAGUGCAAUCAAGUCAGAAAACAAAAACUCUGGCUUUAAACGCUCCAGAACACUAGAGAUCAAACUAAAGGACCCAGAAAAAGGCCCAAUUCCAGCCUUCCUACCAUUCCAAAGGAGCGUCUCCAUUGAUGAAGAGCUACCUGAGUCCGGCAAGAGAGCCAGCAGAAAAUCUCUGUAUGAGAGCUUUGUCAGCCCAGGCGAGCGGGAGCGUUCCCGUGACGACGAGGACCCCGGUGUCGUGUUCACCAGCAGGGACGUGGACCGGGACAGAGAGCGCGAACGGGAGGUGGACAGAGAGAAAGACAGAGAGAGAGAGAGGGACAGGGAGAGAGAUCGCGACAGAGGAAGGGACAGGGAUAGGGAGCACGACAGAGAGAGGGACAGGGAUAGGGAGCACGACAGAGAGAGGGACAGGAGCAGGGAACGAGACCGGGAGAGAGACAGAGACGGACCGUUCAGACGAUCGGACUCAUACCCGGAGCGGCGGGGGGUGAGGAAGGGGAACACAGUGUACGUGUAUGGCUCUGGCCUGGUGGAGGACAGCCUGCGCUCUGCCUUCUCACUGCAUGGCAACAUCAUAGACCUCACAAUGGACAACCCGCACAAUUGCGCGUUCAUCACCUUUGAGAAGAUGGAGUCAGCGGAUCAGGUGGUUGCUGAGCUGAAUGGAAGUACAGUAGGGGAGAUCCCUAUCAAAGUCAGCAUUGCCAGAAAGCAACCAAUGCUGGAUGCAGCUACUGGCAAAUCUGUCUGGGCCUCGCUGGCUGUUCAGAACAGUGCCAAAGGUUCGUACAGGGACAAGAGGAAUCAAGUUGUCUACAGUGAAGAUUUCUUGUGAACCAGAGGAGUCUUGCCACCCUGUGGACCAGAGAAGAACAGAGCAUUUUGUUUUUAUUUCUCUUCUGCAUUUUAGUUUUUGUUGUCAAUUGUGUUAGCUAUGAACUGCACUGUGUGUCAGUCUCAUAUUGUAUGCUUUUUCUUUUGUGUGCUAUUAGAUGAGGACGAGGUCAACAAUACGUCUGCUUUUGUACUCAGUUGUUUUGAGACGGUCAAUAAAUCACAUCAAUACCUUU
This is a messenger RNA of Hypomesus transpacificus, 1410 nucleotides long. It is a transcript of the gene nelfe, whose product is annotated as negative elongation factor complex member E. Gene Ontology annotation, molecular function: RNA binding. Gene Ontology annotation, cellular component: NELF complex. The record is from RefSeq and is a predicted model, not a curated record. The transcript is spliced from 11 exons. Gene Ontology annotation, biological process: negative regulation of transcription elongation by RNA polymerase II. NCBI's taxonomy places the organism in Eukaryota, Metazoa, Chordata, Actinopteri, Osmeriformes, Osmeridae. The coding region runs from base 117 to 1175 and encodes 352 amino acids.